GCGCCCGGGGGCGUGUCCUGCAUGGCUACUGUAGUGGAUGUGGAAAAUGGAUCAUUUAAAGCGCAUAUCCAUUCAUAUCCCGACGAAGGGAACUGUGUUUGUACGCUGAAUUUGUUGCCAAAUGUCCGGACGUGGCGUGAAAAGGAAAAUGAGCCACUAGACCAGGGUCGCUAACUGGAGGGGCCUGCCGACCAGCAGUUGCGCCAGGCACCAUGAAGCAACGAGCUUGGCCCGAGAGAGCGAACAAAUCUGCCUUCAUUCCUCUCGAGCAGGCUGCGCCGCGGAAGAAAUGCACAGAGCAUCAGCAGAAGCAGCGCAUACCACUGCUGAGACUGGCGAAUCCUGGCAUCUGAGAGUGGACAGCAAAUGGGGAAAGACAUCCAGAGACUGAUAGAGGGGAGUCAGUAACUCAGACUGCGUCGUCCUAAAUGGCAAACGGGACUGGGCCACACUUGGAGGAGGCGGUGAUGUCCUUGUUAACACAUUGCCCUCCAUUAGAAGCUCCUUGUUAGGAGUCACUAAUCCGGCCGGUGCCCCUGUGAGGCAUCAGAGCUGAGGGGCAAAGGAGAGGGGGGAAAAACGAGGACAAGUGAGCGACUGAACAGAGAAAAUAAAAAAAAUUGCGACAGGCCCCCAUGCAGGCGCGCAAGAAAUAUGUUCUGCUGGGCUUGUGUACGUUCUGCUGGCUGGUUCUCUUUUACUGCGGUAGAGGAGUCCAGCUACCCGCACGUCUGCUCCGGCUGUUGGCAGGCCAGCAGGGUGAGGUAGUGCGACUCUGGCCCAACUGGACCGACCGGGCCUUCUUGCCAUGCUAUGCCCACCUGGAUGAGCUCCAGACAGACCCCGGGACGUCAGAGUCGUCCCGGCAGCGUCAACAAGCAUGGUCUGUUAUUUAUAAGGACAGUCACUGCCGUAUGGAGACCUGCUUUGACUUUACUCGGUGCCGGCGUAGAGGAAGGGACGGGUUCAGGGUGUAUAUAUAUCCAUCUGAGAAAAAUGAACAUGUAUCCGAAAGCUACAAGAAGAUCUUGACUUCUAUAGCUGAGUCGCGGUACUACACGUCAGAUCCACGUGAAGCAUGUUUGUUUGUGCUCGGGAUAGACACCCUGGACCGGGACCAGCUGUCAGGACAGUUUGUUCCCAAUGUGGAUGACCGUAUUCGGGGUUACCCGCUGUGGAAUGAUGGGCGUAAUCACUUGAUCUUCAAUCUUUACUCUGGCACAUGGCCCAACUACACAGAGGACCUAGGUUUCAACAUAGGCCAGGCCGUCUUAGCCAAAGCUAGCCUCAACACAGAACAUUUCAGGCCAGGCUUUGACAUCUCCAUCCCGCUUUUCUCAAAGGAGCAUCCGCAGAAGGGUGGAGAGCGAGGCUGGCUGGUGAGGAACUCUACCCCGCCACGGAGGAAGUACCUGCUGAUGUUCAAAGGGAAGCGUUAUCUGACAGGCAUCGGCUCGGAUACCCGAAACGCACUCCAUCACAUCCACAACGGGAAGGACAUUGUGUCGUUGACGACAUGCCGUCACGGGAAAGACUGGGAGAAACACAAAGAUGCUCGCUGUGACCAUGACAACCUGGAAUAUGAGAGGUUUGAUUACCAGGAGCUGCUCCACAACUCCACCUUUUGUUUGGUCCCUCGAGGUCGACGCCUGGGCUCCUUCCGCUUCCUGGAGUCUUUGCAGGCGGCGUGCAUCCCUGUGCUGCUGAGCAACGGCUGGGAGCUGCCAUUUUCCGACGUCAUACAGUGGAACCAGGCUGUCAUCGAAGGGGAUGAGAGGUUGCUGUUGCAGGUACCAUCUACAGUAAGAGCAGUCAGAAAUGAGAGGGUCUUGGCUCUCAGACAGAGGACCCAGAUGUUGUGGGAAGCAUACUUCUCCUCUGUGGACAAGAUAGUCCUCACCACCCUGGAGAUCAUCAAGGACCGUGUGUUUUCUCACGUAUCGAGAAACAAAUACAUGUGGAACUCCUUGCCCGGAGGUCUCCUCGUCCUGCCAGAAUACUCCACUCACCUUGCGCAUUUUCCUUUCUACUACCUGGGGUUAGGCAUCAGUCCAAAUCAGGAGUUCACUGCUGUCAUCCACGCGGUCUCUCCGUUGCUGUCCCAGUCUCAGCCAAUCAUGAAGCUGCUUCAGGUGGUGUCCAAGUCCAAGUAUUGCUCCCAAAUCAUCAUCCUCUGGAACAGUGAGAAGCCACCCCCCAGUCGGAGCAAAUGGCCUCCCAUGCCGGUCCCCCUCACUGUAACGGACGGCAAGAGGAAGACCACCAGUCGCUUCCUGCCUCACGUUGCUAUAGAAACCGAUGCAGUGCUGAGUCUGGAUGAGGAUACGGUCCUGUUGACUAGCGAGGUGAACUUUGCCUUCUUGGUGUGGCGGAGUUUCCCAGAUCGGAUCGUGGGAUAUCCUCCCAGGAGCCACUUUUGGGAUCCUUUGAAACACGCCUGGGGUUACACCUCCAAAUGGACCAAUGACUACUCAAUAGUCCUGACUGGCGCUGCCUUCUACCACAGGUACUACCACUACCUGUUCUCGCACUACCUGCCCCAGUCUUUGAGAACCUUGGUGGAUCGUACGACCAACUGUGAGGACAUCCUGAUGAACUUCCUCGUGUCUUCUGUCACUCACCUGCCUCCAAUCAAAGUGGCUCAAAGGAAGCAAUACAAGGAGCUUCCCAGCCCACAGGCCACAAAAAAUGUCCCCUGGGCUAACCCAGAGCAUUUCAACCAGCGCCAGGAGUGCGUCAACACCUUCUCCAACUGGUUUGGUUACAUGCCUCUGGUCCACUCUCAGUUUCGCCUGGACCCCGUGCUCUUCAAAGAUCAAGUGUCCGUCCUCCGCAAAAAGUAUAAAGACUUAGAGAGGGCAUGAUGAUGGUGAACAUAAAGUGGGUCCGCAACAGAGGAGGUAAAUGGACCAAUCAGAAGGUGGAAGAGGGGCCUCGUAAACUGUCUUAUGGACAAUCAUCAGACAGGUGGACACUCUGGUGGGACUCCGAACCUCCAUUCAUGAGGGGAAUGGAAGUCCUGUCGAUGGGCUUCCAAUCAAAGGGCAAUCGUCAUUGGAAAGCAAAUACAGCAAGUUUCUGGUGCGACUGCCAGCACCAGCCAAGGACGUUGGUACCGGUGCCAUGUUCUCUGGCUAUUCUUGUCUCUGCGUUUCUGGGCAAGCUGCUGUUGCCAAGAAAACAGCAAAAACUCUGAAAACAAUAAAAUGAUUUGAAAAUGCAGAUUCUGCCAUGGAAUCUGGAACCUGUCAUUUAUCCAAUCCUAGCAGUGAAAUGAUGACACGUCGGUCACUUAAUCUUCAGAAAAAAAGCAACAGAGCGAAUAUCUUCUGAAUGUUUAUAUAGACUGGGUUUAAGGGGAAAAUGCACUGCUUCUAUUCACACUUUUUAAUUAGAAAAACAAUUUUGUACAAAAAAAAUAAUCUAGUAUGCAAGUCCCACAGGCAACAAAGUGACGAUCCAAAGGGCAAAGUGUUGCUGAGCACUGAGGAAGACUAAUUAAGCACAUAAGCAUGCACAUACACACUCACCGUACAAAGCACCUGAGAUGUAUAUAGCUGCCAAGGGAUAGUUGGAACCCUGCACCGCAACCUUUUUGGGGCAUAAUGAGCACAAUAUUACCAACACACCGGAAGAACGACUGCCUAUGAAUCUGUCAGGUGUUGCGUCAGCACAUGAGAGCAAAGAAGUAAAGAUUUGCUUUGAUGGAUUACAAAUUUCCACAAAUGAAUAGUUGAUAACUUAUUUCAGUAAAAAAAAAAAAAAAAAAGGAUGUGACAAAGUUCAUCAGUUGUUCCCAACCCUUACAUAAUGGUGGGUUUUGGCUGUAAAAUCUUAACAAAAACAGUGCAACUUGAAGGUUGUUCCAUAGAAGUCUAGAAAUAAGAUGUCCCCUUAUUUCAUUAUGCAGUCCGUGGCCCCCUUGGACAAUUAAAAAAGUCUGUGCGCCCCAUCAGGAUUGACUAUUUCCUUAGGGUCAACAUGGCGUUCACGUCCCACAGCAGGUUCCUCAUCUGAUCCAUGAUAACCUUCAUCUCCUGGUUCUUCUGACGUACUUUCUGCAAAUGGACCACAUUAGAAGGGGCCUGUCAGUCCAGCAGGAAGUGGCAAUUCAGUAGAUCCACGCAGAGUUCUUUUCUCUGCUUUCAACUGUAAGUAUUUUUUUAAUGUCUUUUUUUUAUUAUUAUUUAUUGAAUUUUUUAAUGACUGUCUGGCAUGGGAACGCCUCAGGAUCUGCCGGGAGGAACUGGACGAAGUGGGCGGGGAGAGGGAAGUCUAGGUUUCCCUGCUUAAGCUGCUGCCCUCGCGACCCGACCCGAAUAAAGCGGUAGAAGAUGGAUGGAUGGAUACAUUUUUUCAGGGUAACUUAAAUAGAAAAAGCUUUGAUGGCACGAUCUGCAAGAGAAAGAAUGAAUGCUGCAGCUAUGAAUUCAGCAGAGGGCGCUGUCUCACGAGUUCAUUCCCUCAUUUUCCAUUUUCCAGCACCAUGCUUGGUUAAGUACAGCACCUGCAACCUGCAGGGGUUCCCAUACUGUGUGGCGGCCUGCCACUGAAGGAUUCUGCGAUAUUGGCGCUACUUGCUCACCCCUACUCUCAAUUAGCGCUGCAACUAAACAAUUAUUUUCUGAGGUCGAUUAAUCUGAAGCUUGUUUUGAUGAACUGAGUAAUUAGGUUAGGCCCUAGACACGGACCACAUGAACCAAACACAGAAUUUGUGGUUUGGUUCUCGACAUAUCAGAAGAGGCAAACAUUUCCAAAGUCAAAGCUGAUGAGUGAGAAUAUCUUCUCUAGCCUAAAACACAAAAGAUGACUAAAAAUCACGGAUGACUAAAAAAAUUAAGAUAUUCACAUUUGAGAGGCUGAAAUCUGAUAUUUACAUUUUUACAUAACAAUCAAAUACCAAAAUAGUUGUCUAACUGAAUAAUGGAUUUUGUCAAUUAACUGUUUCACCUCUACUCUCAUGUCACAUUAUAAUGAAUGACUUGUUGUUACAACUCCGUCCAGUAGAGGGCAUCGUAAUCCUGCAUGGUGAGAGGCCCUUCAGCUUGCUUCAUGGAGAUUUGCUUUAGUCUAACAACACAGUGCAAAUGGACAAACUGCCAUCAAACACCAGUCUUACGGUGCCAACCCCCCCCCCCCAAAAAACAGGUAAGCUGAAACACAACAGUCUAACAACGACUAAGAGCUAACGCAAGGCAUGCUGGGUACUCCAGCGGCAACUCCCUCGCCGCUACAAUACAGCGCAAUAUUAGAUGUAUGACGACGUGUAGGUACAUUAUCUUUAAAAUCAACACACCCCUACAUGGCGCAAAGGCCAUAUUAUGUAUUUUUUAGCAUCCGUGCGUGUUACGUAUAAGUGAAACCAACCAACAUGCUCUCUUCCUGUUUACUUUUGCUUAUUUCAGUAAGUAAUUAAUUGGAACCAUAUGCAGUCCACAUAACUGCAACUGCAAUUUAAGGCUUGUUAAUGACACUAUAACGUGGAGUCUAAGGGUUUUCAUAUGUAAGCAAGUCAGUGUGUGAGGGUGUACGCAGUGUUUUCUCCAGGCCUCUCCAUGAGAUGGUUUGACAACACUUUCCAGCUUGUUCACACUACAAAUGAUUAAACAGGGGAAGCGGAACAUACCUCAAGGACUUCUUUCCUCUCCUGGUGGACGGCAGGACUACAAGGCUCCACUCUGACGUUGACCAGCUCUUCUCCAACAUAGGGCACAAGCUGAGAACACACGCAAAUAAGAGAUAAAGAGACUUGAGUUAAAAAAUACAGUUUAUCAAGUGAACACGUUUCGUGCAUUCUUUUUCUGACCUCUGCCGGCCCCUCCUGCAGGUCAGCAGUCAUCUCCACACAGCGUUCGUAGAGGAGACGAAGCUUGCGGAAGAGCAAGGCGAGCUGCCUCAGGUGUUCCUGGAGUUUUCCAAAGCGAUCCUGGUACAUCGCUUGGCUCUGAGUCACGCCGUUGGGAAGCUAAGGAGGAUAAGUGGAAUAGAAAAUGAAUAGAUGGAUGGAAAGAUAGAGUAUGAUGGAUAUGUAUAAUUACUUGCGUGGCUCGUGUAAUUUGAAAGAUCUCCAUGGUGCGAGUGACAAUGUCCUGGACGGUCUCCUGUCCAAUCCGACACAGGAACACAGGGGAGAUCUCUCUGAGGGCACCCUGGGGUGGCAUUGGCUGCUGACCUGCGACCAAAGCGCCACUGGGGGGCAUGUGAGGCUGCUGCUGCUGUUGCUGUGGGGGCAUCCCUGCCAUGCCUGGCUUCUGUGGUAAUGAUGCUGCCAUCACUACACGAAG
Messenger RNA from Dunckerocampus dactyliophorus (ringed pipefish), 6284 nucleotides. It is a transcript of the gene ext1c, whose product is annotated as exostoses (multiple) 1c. Gene Ontology annotation, molecular function: glycosyltransferase activity. The transcript is spliced from 12 exons. The record is from RefSeq and is a predicted model, not a curated record. Bases 636 to 2864 code for a protein of 742 amino acids. Gene Ontology annotation, cellular component: membrane. Lineage: Eukaryota; Metazoa; Chordata; Actinopteri; Syngnathiformes; Syngnathidae.